This is a messenger RNA of Spodoptera frugiperda (fall armyworm), 1778 nucleotides long. RefSeq names its product sperm flagellar protein 1. The record is from RefSeq and is a predicted model, not a curated record. The transcript is spliced from 5 exons. Gene Ontology annotation, biological process: regulation of cytoskeleton organization. NCBI's taxonomy places the organism in Eukaryota, Metazoa, Arthropoda, Insecta, Lepidoptera, Noctuidae. Gene Ontology annotation, molecular function: microtubule binding. Bases 109 to 1278 code for a protein of 389 amino acids. Gene Ontology annotation, cellular component: axoneme.
AAUGUCUGACAACAAACACGAAAUUUACAUUGUCAAACAAUCAACACUGAAUAAAAUAAAGUAUAAAUAAUAUAUUAAAUAACUAUUUAUAUAAUUAAAUGCUGCAAGAUGGCUAACAUUGAUACUCCUAUACCUUUAUCGGAUAUCGAAUCUGUUUUGGCUUGGGUCGACACGUUCAAGCUGUCCCGACCUACGAAGAAGAUUAAUCGGGACUUUUCUGAUGCUGUCCUUCUCGCAGAGAUCCUCAACGUGCACUACCCAAAGCUGGUGGAGAUGCACAACUACCCGCCUCGGAACAGUCACUCCUUGAAGCUGAACAACUGGAUGACGCUGAACAGGAAAGUGCUGAAGAAGCUGAAGCUCAAUCUAUGCUGCAACACCAUGGAACAGCUCGCCAACUGCGCUCCUGGGAUCAUUGAGAGGGUUCUCGUGAUGGUUCGAGACAAGAUACGUCGCGACGAAGAAUUGAACAAGUCUGCGAAGGAACAGGACCAGAACAUGUCCAGCGGUGGCAGCUACUACGAGGCCUGUGGAGACGAUGGUACCUUUCCUCAUCGAUCAGAACUUGAGGGCCAACACGUGCUGGUGGUACCAGUUAAAACUAGAGUCAACGGCGUGCUGGAGAGCAUGCAGCAGAAAGUCAUCAACUACGAGUCGUACUGUGCUCUCAAAGAGGAACUGAAGGAUGCCAAGGAGGCUGCAGAGGUACUGAAACAGAAGGUCGAACACCUAGACAAUCUAUUGAAAUUGAAAGAAGAAAGGAUUGAUGAAUUGCAAAACCAAUUGGAGAGGAAACAAGCUCGGCGAAAGGAGGCGGAAGCCCUCACAAACACCAUCUCUGUACCAUUCGAAAACCCUCCUCCGACACCAAAGAUUACGAAUGAUGUCAUACUGCCAGUUAAAAAGAAUUCCCUUAAAAGUAUAGAUUCUAAAAGUAAAGUAGGUGACUCAGCGUCAUCUAUUUUACUUGUAGAAAUACCUGUCGCCAAAGAAUCUCUAAAAACCACUCCCAAACCAAGCCUCACUGAGGUCAAUAAUAACGUAGAACAAGAAAGUGAGAAAUGUACUGCGGAAAGAAUCAAAUCCGAUGUCUUCAUUGAAAUGGAAGAAAGAGUCGAAGAUUAUCCAGAUGCUGAAGGUUUUGAAGAAUUUAAGGACAGUGAACAAGAAAAUGUUGUGAUGACUAUCGAAGAUACGAUACAGAAUGAACUAAAGGAAAUUACCAAUAAACCAAUGGAGUUUACGCAAGAUUUGAACACGGUUUUUAAUAAGAAUUGAACCUUGGUGCUAAUUAUUAAGACGUUUUUUGGUACGACUCGAAAGAAUAAUGAAAAAAAUAUACCAUAUGCCUAUGAGGAUAUAAAUCUUGGAAAGAUGGUUUUGUAUAAAGUUUGUUAAAAUUUUUGAAUAACAAGUGAUCGUGUUUGUCUUUUUACCCGACUGUAAUUGAAAAUCGUAAACAAAUGGAUUAUGUAUUAUUGUUAAUAGAUGUGGCUGAAAUAUUAUGUACCAGAGAGAAAGAGAGAGAGAGAGUCUGAUGGAAGGAGACGAUUUAGUGGUGGCAGCACUAUCGUUUUAUGUCUUUCCAAAGUUUAACUAGACUCCUUCUGUCCAUUUAUUAUACCUAUACAAAGGAAAUAAAUGUUUUUGGAUCCACUAAAUUAUACAAGACAUUGUUAACAGUAGGUUUAAAUAAAAUACGUCAAUUAUAUUUCAAUGUUUUUAUUAGGUUUUAGUCUGUUUGUUACUGCAGAUUUAGAAAUAAAUUGUUUACAUGA